Ceratina calcarata is the source of this 1498-nucleotide messenger RNA. RefSeq names its product serine hydrolase-like protein. The record is from RefSeq and is a predicted model, not a curated record. Gene Ontology annotation, cellular component: membrane. Lineage: Eukaryota; Metazoa; Arthropoda; Insecta; Hymenoptera; Apidae. Bases 426 to 1280 code for a protein of 284 amino acids. The transcript has 2 exons.
UUCCUCAUCAGGCCCAUAUAAUCAAACCAUGGUCCAUGAAUCCAUGAUGUAAAAACAUAAAACAUGUUUUUACACCAUGCAUGAAUCAAACAUGCACUGUAGCAUAAACAGAAAUAAUUUUGAAUGACUUGACAUUUUAUCAUAAUUAAUCUUCGACCUAUGGAUUAUGUUUUAUAAACAAUUUCACGGUAAUAAUGAUAGUAUACUACAAUGCAUGUCCCAGUGAAUGUACGAGAUCAUAAUUAUUUUAAUUAAGUAAUAAAACUAUCACUUAAAUGAAAGUGUGACGCAAAGAUUUCUACUUUGCACCUGGGAAUUGACAAACAAAUGCAGUUUCAUCUCAAAGCAGCUGCAAUUUACUUUUCUGCAGACUAACUAAAUAGCGAAGUUACAAUCUGCUAUAUUUUAAAUAAAAAAUCGUAAAGAUGAAAGCAGAAGAAGUGAAAUUACCUGUGCCAUGGGGUUAUAUAGCAGCGAAAAUCUACGGACCUCCCAUGGAGAAAAAAGCUUUACUCGUGCAUGGUAUUUUAGAUAAUGCCGGGACGUUUAACAGAUUAAUAGGAUAUCUUCCUCGAGGGUAUCAAUAUGUGAGCAUAGAUCUACCAGGGCAUGGAUUAUCGUCCCACUUCCCGCCAGGAAAACCAUUACAUUUCUUUGAUUAUAUGUAUUCCAUAUUUCUUGUUUUGGAAGCAUUGAAAUGGAAAACCUGUGUAUACAUUGCUCACAGUUUCGGAGCUCACAUAGGAACAUACUUUAGCAUUGUAUAUCCUAAUAGGCUUGAGAAAAUAGUAACGUUCGAUGGGUUUAAUCCUUUUUUCAUGGAUGACCCAGUUUCAGACAUUAAAAAGAUGUAUGACUUGGAAUCAUAUAGUAAAGAGUCCACAAGACUUUAUUCCAAAGAUGAAGCACUGUUUGCAAUGCAAUUUCUAAGAAUGGAAGUAUUGACAAUGGAAGCUGCGGAAGCUUUGUUUCAGCGUGCAGUGACAAAGAUUGAUAAUUUGUAUAAAUAUAAUCGUGAUACCAGGCUAAGGUAUUUCAUGAAACCAUUUAUCUUAGAAGAACAACAUAGAGAAAUUUACAGUAAAUAUUGUACCAAAACCUUAAUAAUCACAAUCGAACAUUCUCAUAGAAUUUCGUCAAAAAUAAUCGAAGUUAUUGAUAAAGAUUUGUUGACUCUAGUUAUCGUAAAAGGAAAUCACGAUGUACAUAAUAAUAGCCCUGAAACAGUGGCACCCUACGUAUGCAAGUUUUUAGAUGAUAAUUUACGUAGUAAAUUGUGAUACUGUUGAAAAAAUAACAAUUUUAAUGUACAAUAAUAUGUAGGAAUACAUGGAAAUACAGUUAGUAUUGGUCUUACCUCCGUUAGUGUAAUAUUUGUACAACUUUUGUAUACAAAGGUUAAAUCACAUGUACAUACGUGUAUUUUAAUAUUCACGGUAAAUCUUGGGCUGGUUUGGAUGUAUUAAAAAAAUAAAAUAAAGUAGUCAUUUAACUUUUA